Messenger RNA from Fusarium subglutinans, 1977 nucleotides. RefSeq lists its product as uncharacterized. The transcript is spliced from 2 exons. Gene Ontology annotation, cellular component: nucleus. Gene Ontology annotation, molecular function: DNA binding; zinc ion binding. Gene Ontology annotation, biological process: DNA-templated transcription. The record is from RefSeq and is a predicted model, not a curated record. NCBI's taxonomy places the organism in Eukaryota, Fungi, Ascomycota, Sordariomycetes, Hypocreales, Nectriaceae. The coding region runs from base 1 to 1977 and encodes 658 amino acids.
AUGCAGGUUUGUUCUCUCCCAUCCCAUCCCAUCCCAGACAAGUGCAGUCCAGUGCAGUCCAUCACCGUAUCUUGUCCACUGGAACAAAGGAAACCGUACGCAAGAUCAAAAUGUGGAGCUGACGCUUUGGCCUAUGUCCCGCAAAGACGAUGCGACCGGCUCAAUCAACCUUGCGGGUACAGCCCGAUUUCUCAGCGUCGUACUCGUGAUGAACAGCUGCAGGAGCUCCAGGACCGAUUGGCCAAGACCGAAGCUCAGCUCGCUCUUGAAACCCCGCGGCCGAGGACAGGUUCUAUGACCUCACAUUUACAGCCACCAUCGACCACUACUGCACCCGCCCUGCCAUCACGUUGGCCAGAUGCUCUGGGCUCUAUCACGCCAGGUACCAGCACACAGUACCAUCUUGCCACUACAGCAUCAUCACGUGUAUCCAGUGUCCCCGGAUCUGCAGGUCCGUCGACUGGCCGUAACCCCAUGGAGCUAGACAUUCACAGAAACAUGGGUACGGCUAUCGAUCUGCCGACUAACAGCUCACCCAUGCUAGAUAUUGAUCUGUUUAACCCAGGAGCCGAUUCAAAUAUGGCCUUCGAUUGGUGCAAUCAGCUAACAGCCCUGGAACCACUCGAUAACAUACUCCUCACUCGCUUAUCGCCGCGAUCUUUGGCCCAUAGCGGCACCGAAGAGGAAAUCUCGCACGCAGAACUAAGUGCACUGCACAAGUACUACUUUGAAUCCAUUUACUUCUCCUUUCCCUUCUUAAACCAGGAUCGCUUUGCGGCAGAAUCAAUGGGAGGCGGUCUAGCUAUAAGCGCCCUCAUUUACUCAGUAGCACUCGCUGGAUGCGCUCACUCAUCCACUUCUCAGAACAAAGAGUCGGCUUGCUACACCUUGGCAAGGAACUAUGCAGAAAAGUGCGAAAGAGAUGGCCAGUUAAACGAGCUCAAUUUGCUGCAGGCCCUACUAUUUAUCGGGAGAUAUGAGGCUAUGGCCGGGAAGCUCGAGAGGAGCUGGAUGACACUGGGACGUGCUGUGAUGUUAUCCAGGCUGCUGGGACUGCCUUGCAUGGAUAAAAGAAAUGAAAGCGAUGGAUUGCAGGACUCUCAAAGUCAUGAUGGCUCUGGCCUGAACCUGCCUGAAACGACUGAUCAGGUUCUGUUAGAGGAACGAAGAAGGACCUUCUGGGCUUUGUACAUAUUGCUCAGUUAUGUCAAAACACGUACCGGAUGGCAAUGCAUGCUGGGCGACAUAAAGAAAUUUCACAUUAACCUCCCAUCACCAGGGUUACUGAGAUCUGAUCUAGUCCCGCUCAGUAUGCCUUAUCUCUCAGAUAUAGAGCUCGAGCCUAGCACCGAGAUCUCAUCUUAUGCAGGAUGCGUCCUGAUGGUAGAGCUGGCCCUGCGCUGUUUUGACCACGGGCAAAAGCGGACUUCGGAGAGCUUCUGGGAUGGCUACUGCGAUCUUGUGAAGAAGACAGACGUCCUUUUCGGAAUGCUGAAACGUCACCUCAACGCUACGUCUAUCCGGGAGGACCCUGUCGCCUUCAGCCUGUAUCUGAAUCUUCGCGCAACGGAGAUCUUUUCCCAUGAGUCGGCGAUUGCCCGGAGCGAAGAGCAAGGUCUGCCACCGUUGAUGACGGCUGAGAGUCAACGCCGUGCCACAGCAGCUGCUUUUCAGAUAUCAACUGCAGUGCGCCUGAACCUCCCCUCACCGUGGAAGGCUGACAGCGACAUCAUCAUGUUGCAGGCCAUAUUUAUUGCAUGGCCGCUGACCAUGGCUCUGAAGGCCUUCCACCGCGAGCUGAUGCAUGGGGGUAGUCGCGAUAGUAUCAACGGUGUUGUCGCAUCGUCAAGGUUACUGUUUGCCGCUCUGGGCCAUAUUGAGGAGUCGGGCGGACAUUGGCAUCGAAGUGUUGCACAAGUGGAGAGAAAGCUUCAGGAAUGGGAAGAGAAGAACUCCUUUAACUCACUUACGCUAUGA